Molecule: messenger RNA, 1296 nt
Organism: Saccostrea echinata
Lineage: Eukaryota; Metazoa; Mollusca; Bivalvia; Ostreida; Ostreidae
Product: glycine receptor subunit alpha-2-like
Exons: 8
Coding region: 72-1268 (398 amino acids)
Biological process (GO): regulation of membrane potential; nervous system process; chemical synaptic transmission
Cellular component (GO): neuron projection; membrane; synapse
Molecular function (GO): extracellular ligand-gated monoatomic ion channel activity; transmembrane signaling receptor activity; neurotransmitter receptor activity
Source: RefSeq, a predicted model, not a curated record
GUAGAGCUCCACCUAUUACUGUACAUAACUUUACAUACGAUAAUGGAAUGAUGAUUUCCUGAACAAGACCGAUGACAAGAGGAAGUUCUCUACUUGAGACAGAGCUUUCAGCUAUGGAGCUAACGACUUUGUGUCUGUUUGUUUGUGUGAAUCUCCUGACACCAUUUUCAGUAUAUUGCUAUGGAAGCAUUUUACGGACUGAAUUUAUUCAAGCAAUGUUUGACGAGUAUGACAAUGGAAUUCCUCCAAACUUCGAGAGCAAUGAAUCUUCGACUGUGAAUGUUAGUUUAUACGUCAACAGCAUUGAUUCCAUCAGCGAGCAAUCAAUGGAUUUUACAAUCAACGCAUUUGUUGAACAAGAGUGGUGUGACCCCCGCCUGAUUUUUUACGGAAUGCUGAAUGACGAUUACUUUGAGCUUGACUCAAAGUUCAUGGUUAAAGUUUGGGUCCCUGAUCUGUAUUUUACCAAUGAGAAACGUGCCAGUUUUCAUGACGUCACUGUUCCAAACAAAAUGCUUCAUUUGUACAAAAAUGGAUGUAUCAAGUACCGUUUGAGGGUAUCUUUAACCGCAUCCUGUCCAAUGAGACUUCAUAAAUAUCCCAUGGACACCCAAACAUGCUCCCUUUACAUACAAAGUUUUGCAUACACAAGGAAAAGAAUUGAAUUUCGGUGGAAGUCCGAUGGGCCCGUAAUCACUAGCAGUGCAGUGGAGCUGCCUCAAUUUACUCUUGUAAACAUUAUAACGAACAACACUUGUGACAAAACUAACGUUGAUAGCGAUUUCACCUGCAUUCAGGUUGAUUUCAACCUAAAUCGAAACAUUGGGUUCUACAUGAUCCAGAUCUAUAUCCCAACCAUAAUGAUCGUGCUGUUAUCCUGGGUUUCCUUCUGGCUCAGUAUUGACGCUGUUCCCGCGCGCAUCUCUCUGGGCAUCCUUACAGUUCUCACCAUGACAACACAGAAAGGCUCUGCCAUUUCCUCCCUACCCAGGGUAUCCUAUGUGAAAGCAAUCGACGUUUGGAUGGCAACGUGUCUGGCGUUCGUGUUUGCUGCGCUUUUAGAGUUUGCCUUUGUAAAUGUGAUGCAAAGAAGACGCCAGAAGUUUGGGUCCUUAAAUGAUUCUGAAAUAGAUAGUAAAAUGAAUUCAAACAGACGAUUAAACAACGGGAAAAGAGCAGCAAAAAGUGUUGACAAUAUUUCAAGGGUCGUAUUCCCCAUCGUAUUUUUUGCUUUUUGUGUGAUUUAUACUUUUGUUUAUAUGAUUUAAUGUUUAUAACUAAUAUAACAGUUAUACA